AUGAACAACUACCCCAACUUCCCUCCCUGGACUCCCUGGGAUGACACUCAACCAGGCAUCGGCGGUCCAGGAAUGGGCGGUCCCUUCUCUGGUUCUUCACUCGGUGGACACAGCGGCUUGGGUCCGUACGGCGGAGGCCGUUUUGCUAGUGACUACGACGAUUUCCCUCCUGGUGGUUAUAUAGCUCCUCCCGGCGGCUAUCUUGUGAAAGGGCUGGGUAGGAGAAUGAGACAAGGGAGGGAGAGAAUGGAAAGAGUUAUGGCUGUGAGAGCUGGAGAUGGGUUUUGGGGUGGUAGGGAGGAGUGGGAGAGGGGUGGGUGGAGGAGGAGUGGGUUUUUCAGGGGAUAUUAUGGGGGGAGGUGA
Molecule: messenger RNA, 363 nt
Organism: Glarea lozoyensis ATCC 20868
Lineage: Eukaryota; Fungi; Ascomycota; Leotiomycetes; Helotiales; Helotiaceae
Exons: 1
Coding region: 1-363 (120 amino acids)
Source: RefSeq, a predicted model, not a curated record